AUGUCGACAUGGGUGCAAGAUGUUGAAGAUAUCUCUCGCGAGACCAAAACGCCCGGUCUCACGGGGCGAGUGCACAUCAUCGGUCUCGGAAAUGCAGGAACAUUCAUUGCCCACUCGCUUGCGUCACGACAGUCACCACCUCCAAUUACCCUCCUUAUGCACCAAGCCUCAUUCUACCAUGCGUUUCGGCGGAAGAAGCGGAGCUUGGCUGUUAACUACAACGGCCUCGACGAUAACAGAACGGGCUUCGAUGUCGAAGUUUUGCAUGAUAAAGUGUGGCACAGGAUACCUUCAAAGGAGGAGCAACUCGAAGCCGACGAGAAUUCUGAUAUUCUCGAGGGUGAAGAGGCUGUGCCUGAGGAGGAAGGUCAUAUCGAAUGUUUGAUCGUCUGUUGCAAGUCAUAUAUGACCGAGAAAGUUAUCAGAGGGGUCCGCCACCGACUGAGCCCCGAUUCAACUAUACUUUUCAUUCAGAAUGGACUGGGCAUUAUCGAGAAGCUCAACAAAGAGAUAUUCCCGGAUGAGAAGAGUCGGCCGCACUAUAUGCAAGGCGUGCUCAGCCACGGUCUGAAGAAACAAGACUCUUACAGGGUUGGCCACGUGAACGUUGGGUCCUUAGUCCUCAGCCCAGUGGUCACUGGUCAAACCCCGCUUAUCGAAGCCGAGAAGGACACACACUGGGCUCCUACAACAAAGUACCUCCUCCGCCUUUUGACCCUCACGCCUUCGCUUGUCGCCACUGCCGACACGCCCGCUGGCCUUUUGCAAUACCAGCUGGAAAGACUGGCCGUUGGUUGCGUUCUCAGCUCUCUCGGUGCGAUUCACGAUUGCAAGAAUCGCGAACUUCUGUACAACUUUCCAGUCUCUCGCACCAUGCGACUGCUUCUCUUGGAGAUCUCUAGUGUGAUCUGCGCUCUUCCCGAGUUGCGUGGCAUCCCAGGAAUUGAGGAUCGGUUUUCGCCAGAGCGUCUGCGCAGACUGAUCCUCAACGUUGCCUCGAACCGCCCCGAAGACACUAGCUCUAUCCGCAACGAUUUACAUUACCAGCGAAACACGGAAAUUGAUUUCUUGAACGGAUGGAUUGUAAAGCGUGGCGAGGAGCUAGGCAUGAAAUGCGUGCUGAACUACAUGGUUCAGCAGCUGGUGCUGAGCAGGAUGUAUAUCAUCAAUCACAGGGAGGCCAGCGCAGUCCCGAUCGACCUUGACAAUGUCAUUCUCUCUGGUGACAAGGGAAAAUAUGCUUAA
This is a messenger RNA of Penicillium brasilianum, 1245 nucleotides long. NCBI's taxonomy places the organism in Eukaryota, Fungi, Ascomycota, Eurotiomycetes, Eurotiales, Aspergillaceae. The record is from the annotation of a GenBank genome assembly.